Linepithema humile (Argentine ant) is the source of this 1484-nucleotide messenger RNA. RefSeq names its product Galactose-1-phosphate uridylyltransferase (gene Galt). Gene Ontology annotation, molecular function: zinc ion binding; UDP-glucose:hexose-1-phosphate uridylyltransferase activity. The record is from RefSeq and is a predicted model, not a curated record. Lineage: Eukaryota; Metazoa; Arthropoda; Insecta; Hymenoptera; Formicidae. Gene Ontology annotation, biological process: beta-D-galactose catabolic process via UDP-galactose, Leloir pathway. Gene Ontology annotation, cellular component: cytoplasm.
AUAUGACCGCGAUUUGAUUUCGUAAUCUUUUUACGAUUUUAUUUAUUGACCUAUGAAAGGUUAUAUGCUUGUUCAUUCGUUAUCUGCACAAAAAUACAGCUUAUAUAAAUGUACAACAGUGACAUCAACAUUUAUUAAUCGUUGAUAUGUCGCAGAAUUUCUGCAGUUCUAUAGUAGGAGCGAUUCAGAAUUUAUAUAUACAAUGUCCGAUAAAGGCAAUGUAUCACAGGAUAAAUCCAAAGAUGGGAUAGAAAACCAACCAGAAAACUUAUCAUUGGCAUUUGAUCCAACUGAACAUCAACAUAUACGAUAUAAUCCAUUAAAAGGAGAAUGGGUACUAGUAUCACCACAUCGUAUGAAACGACCCUGGGGAGGACAAAUAGAACCUAGUACAGAUGAAGAACUUUCAGAUUAUGAUCCUAAAAAUCCACUUUGUCCAGGCAAUGUCAGAGCUAAUGGAGAAAUUACUCCAAUGUACCAAAACACAUUUUCAUUUGUGAAUGAUUUUCCUGCUUUAUUGGAGUCUGUGCCAAAUCCACCAAAAUUGGAUGAUGAAUUAUUUCAAAUGGCGUCUGCCAAAGGUACUUGCAAAGUGAUGUGCUUUCAUCCAAAGUCAAAUGUUACAAUAGCAUUGAUGAAAAUUCAUGAAAUCAAAGAAGUGGUGAAACAGUGGAUCUUUGAGAUGCUGGAGUUGGGCAAGAAAUGGACUUGGGUUCAGAUAUUUGAAAAUAGAGGUGCACUGAUGGGUUGCAGCAAUGCACAUCCUCAUUGCCAGAUAUGGGCCAGUUCGUUUUUACCGAAUGAAGCUAGAAUAAAAGAUGAAUAUUUAAGUGACUAUUAUAAACGAAACAAGAAACCUCUUCUCAUUGACUAUAUGCAAAAAGAAGUUUUAAAGAAGGAGCGUAUUGUAAUUGAGAAUCGAGAUUGGAUAGCUAUAGUACCAUUUUGGGCUGUUUGGCCUUAUGAAACUAUGGUACUACCAAAAAAGCAAGUAACUAGAAUGCAAGAUUUGUCAGAUAGUCAACAAGAAUCUCUAUCUGUCAUUAUAAAAAGAUUGUGUACGAAAUAUGAUAAUCUGUUUCAAUGCUCUUUUCCAUAUUCGAUGGGGUGGCAUGGUGCUCCAACCGGCACACAUAUUAACGAUGAUUAUCCAUAUUGGACAUUCCACGGGAUAUAUUUGCCACCUUUAUUACGAUCUGCUACCAUAAAGAAACAUAUGGUAGGCUAUGAGCUUUUAGCUCAGUCACAAAGAGAUUUGACACCGGAACAAGCAGCAGAAAAAUUAAGAAGUUUACCAGAGUUUCACUACAAAUACCCGGAAACUAGUUUAACUGCUGAGGAGAUAGAAAAAUAUUCCAAUUAAAUAUAUUGUAUAUAUUGUAUAUGUCCCAGACUUGUGUAUUACUCGUAAUAACAAAUUUCUGAGAUUUGUGGAGACAAAAAUCUUAUUAUUUUAAGAUGUAAUAUAUAUAUAUAAUAUUGAA